Molecule: messenger RNA, 901 nt
Organism: Populus euphratica (Euphrates poplar)
Lineage: Eukaryota; Viridiplantae; Streptophyta; Magnoliopsida; Malpighiales; Salicaceae
Product: remorin-like
Exons: 7
Coding region: 93-662 (189 amino acids)
Source: RefSeq, a predicted model, not a curated record
GCCAAGUGGCCCCAGUUUCGUCCGAAGAUUGCACCUCUGUUAGCAAGGGACAUCCUCCUGUCUGUCGAACACUCUUCUCGUUUCAGUACUUUAUGGGGGAGGAGGAGCACGAGAAAGAUGAAUCUAAGGCAGUCUCUCUGCCUACACCAGCUAAAGAGCAUGGACCUGUUAAAGAAGAGAAAGAAGCCUCUUUAAAUGAUGCUGCUAAUGAGAACAACUUGGUCCCAGUUUCUGAAAAGGCUGCAGAUCCAACUGCUGCUGAAAACGUUUCAGGGGAAUCAAGUAAUAGAGAUGCUAUCCUGUCAAGGGUUGAAACUGAGAAAAGAUAUGCUCUAAUUAAAGCAUGGGUAGAAAAUGAGAAGGCUAAAGUGGAGAACAAGGCUCACAAAAAACUCUCUGCCAUUGGAUCAUGGGAGACAACCAAGAAAGUAUCAGUGGAGGCAAAAAUAAUGAAGUUUGAGGAAAAACUGGAGAGGAAGAAGGCUGAAUAUGCAGAGAAAAUGAAGAACAAAGCAGCCGAACUCCACAAGGCUGCUGAAGAGAAGAAAGCAAUGAUUGAAGCGAAAAAAAGCGAAGAAUGUCUUAAGGUAGAGGAAACCGCAGCGAAAUUCCGAGCAACCGGGUAUGCACCAAAGAAGUUUCUUGGAUGCUUUAGUAGCUAAGUUGUUGGGGGCAUACCAGAGAAGCAUUUUAAAAUUGAGUUUUUUUCGAUUUUGGCUUGUUUGUUGGUCAGUUCUCUAAUUGUCUUCUGAUAUUGUAAAAUUUGGUAACUGGGUGUGCAGCUGUUACAUCACCCAAGUUAUGACAUGAACCAAGCUUGGGUUUUGAUAUUUCCUUUUGUGUGAGAAGACGUUUCUCCAGUAGAGGAAAACAAAAAUGAAUUAAACAAUGUCAUCCAUAA